Messenger RNA from Symbiodinium natans, 1422 nucleotides. Lineage: Eukaryota; Dinophyceae; Suessiales; Symbiodiniaceae. The record is from the annotation of a GenBank genome assembly.
AUGUUGCAUCGGCUUCUGCUUUGGGCCGUGGUCAAUGCAGAGGAGGCGCUGGAGGCGCACUUGAAUUGCCACAAGCUCAUGGAAAGCCGGCUCCGAGAAAGCCACAUCCAGCAGCCCAUCUGUCAGCAGAAGGUGGCAGGCAUCUACUGCUCCCGGCUGCUAGAGGUGGAGAGACCUCGACCCUUGGCGGGUAGCUGCCCACUGGACCCUUCGCGGGUGGCAUCGCCAACCCACGCAGUCGAGGGUCAUGUUCCGCAGACCAACGGCACCAUGCAGCACCGCAGCCUGCAGCACCUCGCCUUGGGCGUGCUGCUCCUGGCCGCCUACCAAUCUCAGCUUGUGCUCAUCCAGCAUCUCGUGGAGUCUUUCUGGCAUGCAGCUCAUACCUUCCUGGUUCAUGUCGACCUGAAGUCUCAGCAACUGGAGCGCCAGCUCCGAGACUGGUCUGCAGCUCCGAGACUCUCCAACGUCCACGUGGAGCGUGCCGUAGCCGUCCGCCGUUCCGGUGCCUCUCUCCUGGCGGCAGAGCUUUACGGCAUGAGGAGGCUGCUAACCCUCUCCAAGACCUGGCACUACUUCAUGAUCCUGUCGGACAGCGACCAACUGGUCCGCCCUGCGGAGUACCUGCAACGUGUCCUGGCUCUACACGAGGGCAGAAGCUUCAUCAACACCGAGGUGCUCGGCGUCAAACCCAAGUCUAUUGCUGUUGAAUGUAGCGAUCGCGUUCAUUCCGUUCGGAUGGGCGGCCAUGAGGAUGGAGUCCCCAUCCGCCCCAACUUGACGCUCGCCAGUGGCUCGCAGUUCGUGGUGCUGCACCGGCAGUUUGCGGAGUUUGCGGUGGAUGGCUUGGGCGAGACCGGGGACGAGGUUGCCAAGCUCGUUGCAGAUGGCCCCACGUAUAGUGGCAGGAUCAGCCAGACUGGCUGGAGUUUAGCACGGGAGGUGCUUAACGAGGUCCUCUUCUUCGCAUCGCCAGAUGAGACCUUUUUCCACACGUUGGCGGUGAACAGCCAGCACUGCACGAGGCACUUGAGAUACAACUUCCACUUCCACGACACCCAGGGCAACUUCUUGGACGAAGCGUCGCGCAGCUAUACAGACUUCCCGACCGGCAGCCCGCCAGUGCUGACCUCCAGCUCGCUGCCGCUGCUGCAACAGGUCAGAGACCAUCACCCGAUCAUCUUUGCGAGGAAGUUCGACGCAACCAACAAGUCCAGCAUGAGCUUUCUGAAAUCGGAUGUCACGUCGCUCGUGAAGCACCGCGACGGCUGGUGGCUGGCACCAGGCACCAGCAAAGAGGCAACUACGGGUAUGCGUUCCAGCCGCUACUCGGCGCAUGCGGUGAAGUUGAAGGCGUGCGCUGGCGCAGCGAGGGAGGCAGAGUUGGAGUACCGCAAAGGUGCGGCUUCUUCAUCUUGCUAG